AUGAAGCUCCUCUCCCUCCUCGCCCUUCUCCCUUCCGCUCUGGCCGUGGCCAUUCCCCAGGCAACCACGGCCACCGGUGCUGCCGCAACGCCCUCUCCUUCCCUGGUGCCUACCGGCCCGGAGUACCACCUCAAGUCGAAGCUGGUCAAUGACAACGAGACCGUCUCCAAGGCCAAGUUUGACGGCCUCUACCUCGUUGCGACGCACACGGGCGCCGGCCUCAACGACGCUGUCUUCAGCUCGCAGAAGCAGUAUGCCAUCAAGGGUUUCCAGAACAUCACUGAGAGCACCGGCGAGAGCUACCAGGAAUUUGACCUUGGCAACUAUUGGCCCUACGGCCUGAACCUUGGUUACGCCGCCUACGCUGCCUGGUCCCCGGUCACGAUUGACGCGGGCCAGGGUGACGACGGCUUCAUCCUGCAGGCUAAUGGCGUUGUUUCAACUACCGGCUCUUUCGGCGGCUGGCUGGCCUGUGACUGGUGGCACAACGAGCCGCAGCUCUUCUAUAUCAACAAGUUCUACCCCCUCGACACUCCUUCUAGCUGCGCCCAGAUCUACCUCGUCAAGGAGGAUCUGUAA
Messenger RNA from Aplosporella prunicola CBS 121167, 579 nucleotides. RefSeq lists its product as uncharacterized. The coding region runs from base 1 to 579 and encodes 192 amino acids. The transcript is spliced from 3 exons. Lineage: Eukaryota; Fungi; Ascomycota; Dothideomycetes; Botryosphaeriales; Aplosporellaceae. The record is from RefSeq and is a predicted model, not a curated record.